AUGCCGGCGCUCCGGCUUCUAGGGCGCAAGUGGCUGGCAGCCUCCGAUGAUCUUGUGUUUCCGAGCAUCUUCGAACUUCUCUUCCGAUUCGUCUGGUUGGUGCUCAUUGCUCUGGUGGUGGAAGUCUUGUAUCCAAUAACAUGGCAAUGCGAAACCGACGGGUGGCAUGGGGGAGCCUUCGUGAGACUCUAUCUGUGCGGCACGCUGGCCCUACAAGCGUGUUUAAUGCUGCUCCUAGCAGCACUGGCGCAGCAGUCAGCGAGAGGAACUAUUACGGAUACAGAUUCGAGAAAAUUGGUUGCACCGUUACUGCUGCUAAAAGUAUUUUUGGUUUUACCAGAAGUUGGUUUAAACGUGAUGGGUACUAUGUGGAUGUUCUGCGAGGUCGUCAAAUGUACAGUCACCGAUAAAUUCUCUAGUAUUGUAAUACAAAGUAUAGUACUGUUUAAUUGGGUCCAACUGGGACUUACGGUGUUCGGACUGUUCAUGGUGUUUGAUCCGUUAGGAUCAGUCAAUUAUGGUGACAUUCAAGAUACUCCGAACCAGGUCAGGCAUCAUAGGAAAGUUACCGGCUUAUGGUCGAGAAGGUUUCGUUGGGCAUUCUGCUGGUUGAAGAGAGAUGAACACGGAAAAGAGGCCUUCCAACAGGUCGCAGCACUCCUGAGUGCUUUAUUCAGGUCAACGGACUUGGUGCCGUCAGAUGUGGUUGCUGGUUGCGUUCUCCUCAGGGUGCGUCAGAAACGAGAGACGAGGGAGAUGCGUAGGAUACAAAUGUUGAAUGACGAGGAACCGAUUUAUACGACCGAUGUCAACAAAAUAUUCUCGGAAACUCCUCCUUGGAUGAACUUAGAGGAUGCUCUGCAUUAUCUUCGACUGUCGAUAGCGGCGUACGGCUGGCCUUACGUAUUGUAUCGCCAUUGUUUCACUGGGUUCUGUAAAUUAGCCAGUCAUUUGACCUGUUGCUGUUGCAGGCCAAAGAAUUCUAUAGUGACUGACGACAAUUGUUGUCUGUGCCACUUCGCUGGAGUCAAAUACAUGUCAAAACUCUCAGCAGAUGACAUCAUCUUCGCAUCAUUCAACAACCGCGUCUUUGAACUACCGUUUUGUGUGAUAGCUGAUCACGAUCGAGAAAGCAUAGUAGUGGCUGUUCGAGGCUCAAUAUCUUUGAGAGAUAUUUUCACAGAUUUCUCCGCCGGUUCCGAAAGAUUCGAGGCUGAUGGUCUACCAGAAGAUACAGCAGCCCACAAAGGCAUGUCUAUGGGAGCCGCUAAAAUGCUGCGUCGUCUUCUGCCAGUACUUGAUAGAUCAUUCCAACAAUUUCCACAGUACGAUCUUGUUUUAACAGGUCAUAGCUUAGGAGCCGGUGUAGCAGUAUUAGUAGCAUUAAAGUUAAGACCCAAGUAUCCACAUCUGAAGGUGUUCGCGUUUUCAACACCAGCGGGUCUGAUAAGUCGUGAAGCGGCACGUUUCACUGAGAGCUUCGUGUUGAGCAUCGGCGUGGGAGACGACCUUGUGAUGAGGCUUAGCGUGCACAGCAUCGAGAACCUGCGCACGAAGGUCAUACAGACCAUACACGCGACCAAGCUACCCAAGUACCGUAUAAUGCUGAACGGUUUCGGCUACGCGUUGUUCGGUGUGCCAGCCAGAGACCUGGAAUCCACUUGGAGGCGGCCCGAAGACCUGGAAGCAAAUAACUCAGAUGAUUCCGACGCGCUGCUAGUACAGGGCGUGUCCACCGUGAGUGCUGAAGCAGCUCUGGUAUCUCGUAACGUAUUCGCUCGAAGGUUCUCAUCAGCUCGAUUAUUCACCGCUGGUCGGAUACUUCACAUUGUUCGACGCAAGCGCAUGGGAAUAGAAAACGAAGGGGAUGAGGAACGGAAAGUGCGCACACAAGAACCAACUUACGAGAUGAGGUGGGCGUGUCCCGAGGACUUCAUGGAACUGCAAGUGAUGCCGAGAAUGCUUUUGGACCAUCUACCAGAAAACGUCCAUCGUACGAUACAGACGGUGAUAGAAGAAAAACAUUCGUACAGAGUGACCCAGGUAGUGUAA
This is a messenger RNA of Danaus chrysippus (African queen), 2052 nucleotides long. Lineage: Eukaryota; Metazoa; Arthropoda; Insecta; Lepidoptera; Nymphalidae. The record is from the annotation of a GenBank genome assembly.